Spea bombifrons (plains spadefoot toad) is the source of this 3413-nucleotide messenger RNA. RefSeq names its product glucosidase II alpha subunit (gene GANAB). Lineage: Eukaryota; Metazoa; Chordata; Amphibia; Anura; Pelobatidae. Bases 83 to 2947 code for a protein of 954 amino acids. Gene Ontology annotation, biological process: carbohydrate metabolic process; N-glycan processing. The transcript has 25 exons. Gene Ontology annotation, cellular component: glucosidase II complex. The record is from RefSeq and is a predicted model, not a curated record. Gene Ontology annotation, molecular function: glucan 1,3-alpha-glucosidase activity; carbohydrate binding.
UUUUGACGUAUCAAUGCUGGGCGUAGGUAGGAUUUGUCUAAUAGAGCCGGCUACAGGGGUCAGAGUUUAGAUCCGGUUUAAGAUGGCGGUACUGGGAAGGGUCCUCAUGGUCACUCUCCUGUUCUGUGCCGGCUUUUUACCUGCGCUGAGCGUUGACAGGAGCAACUUCAAGACAUGCGACCAGAGCUCAUUCUGCAGACGUCAGAGGAAGCUGGAGCCUGGAUCCUCGCCUUACAAAGCUUUGUUGGGGAGUGCCAAAGUCUCUGAAGACAAAUUAGAGGUUCAGCUCAUUGAUGACAAGAAUGAAGCUUCGCUUCUGCUAGAGGUUUUUGGCCUGAAUGGUAACAUGACCCGCAUCAAAAUUAAUGAAAUUAACCCUCUAAAGCCUCGUUAUGAGGUUCCCGAUGUGCUUGUUGGAACACCACUCCCUGAAAACCUGCAUGUGACUGGACAGGAUGAGAACACUCUGGAGCUGACUUUCAGAGGAGUAGAGCACAAGCUGUUGCUAACAGGGACACCAUUCCGUAUGGACAUACUUUCAGGAAGAGACUUGGUCUUGAGUGUGAAUUCACGAGGACUGCUUCAUUUUGAACGCUUGAGGGAGAGGAAGAGCAAUCUCUCGGCUAAAGUUAGUAUGGCUUUCGUUAACUUGUGGCAUAGAGUGAAGAAUCUUUUCUCUAGUGACCCUGAGAAGAUUGAUAAGCCCCUUGAAGGAGAUGUGUACCCAGGCGAGGAGGCAGGAAAAGAAGAGGGAAGUAAAAAGGAGGAGGAGGAUGACGAGCCAGGAAUGUGGGAUGAGACGUUCAAAGGUCAUACAGACACAAAACCAUACGGUCCCUCCUCGGUGGGUCUAGAUUUCUCCCUACCAGGUUUUGAACAUGUUUAUGGCAUUCCAGAACAUGCUGAUAACAUGAGAUUACGAACUACAGAGAGUACAGAUCCAUAUAGGCUCUAUAACCUGGAUGUUUUUCAGUAUGAGUUGUAUAAUACCAUGGCAUUGUAUGGCUCAGUCCCACUGCUUCUUGCUCACAACAUCCAUCGCACUUUGGGGAUAUUCUGGCUAAAUGCUGCAGAGACUUGGGUGGAUAUCAGUUCCAACACAGCUGGCAAGACUCUCCUGGGCAAGAUGUUGCAAUACAUGCAGGGAGGCGGAGAUACUCCUCAGACAGACGUGCGUUGGAUGUCAGAGAGUGGGAUCAUUGAUGUAUUUUUGCUUCUAGGACCCUCACCUUCAGAUGUGUUCAGACAGUAUGCCAGCCUUACAGGGACCCAAUCUUUGCCCCCAUACUUCUCACUUGGGUACCACCAAUGUAGAUGGAAUUACAAUGAUGAGGAAGAUGUACACAAUGUAGACUCUGGGUUUGAUAAACACAACCUGCCUUAUGAUGUGAUCUGGCUGGAUAUAGAACAUGCUGAUGGAAAAAGAUACUUUACCUGGGACCCGCACAAGUUUCCAACUCCUAAAAACAUGCUGAGCAGGCUGAAGGACAAGAGACGUAAGAUGGUUGCUAUUGUUGACCCUCACAUUAAGAUAGACGGUGGUUAUAGAAUUCACAACGAGAUCCGAUCCCAUGGUUUCUACGUCAAAAACAAAGAUGGUGGAGAUUAUGAGGGUUGGUGCUGGCCAGGCUCUGCUGCCUAUCCAGACUUCACAAACCCGGAAAUGAGAGCUUGGUGGUCCAGUAUGUUUUCAUAUGAUCAGUAUGAGGGAUCCAUGGAUAAUCUGUUCAUCUGGAAUGAUAUGAACGAACCAUCAGUUUUUAAUGGUCCUGAAGUAACAAUGCAUAAAGAUGCUGUUCACUGGAGAGGCUGGGAACACAGGGAUGUGCAUAACCUGUAUGGGUUCUAUGUGCAAAGAGCUACAGCUGAGGGCCUAAUCCAGCGCUCUGGGGGUAAGGAGCGACCCUUCGUAUUGACCAGAGCAUUCUUUGCAGGUUCACAACGCUAUGGUGCUGUGUGGACUGGUGACAAUGCUGCGGAGUGGGAUCACCUGAAAAUAUCCAUCCCUAUGUGCUUAAGCCUGGCUCUGGUUGGCAUUUCAUUCUGUGGAGCUGAUGUUGGGGGAUUUUUCAAAAACCCAGAACCUGAAUUACUUGUUCGUUGGUAUCAAGCUGGAGCUUAUCAGCCUUUCUUCCGUGCUCAUGCUCACCUGGACACUCCUAGACGAGAGCCAUGGCUUCAUGGAGAGGAAAAUCUGGAACUGAUACGUGAGGCCCUCCAGCAGCGUUAUGCUUUGCUCCCGUUCUGGUAUACGCUGUUCUACAGAGCACUGCGUGAAGGAGAGCCAGUCAUGAGGCCUCUGUGGGUUGAAUUUCCAUCCGAUGUUUCUACGUUUGCUAUGGAUGAUCAGUACAUGCUAGGAUCUGCUCUUUUGGUGCACCCUGUAACAGAGGCCAACAGUCGUGGAGUACAUAUUUAUUUGCCAGGGGCUGGAGAGGUCUGGUAUGAUGCACAUUCUUACCAGAAAUACGAGGCUUCACAAUCUUUCUACUUUCCGGUUACAAGCAACUCGAUUCCAGUUUAUCAACGUGGUGGCUCUAUAAUCCCUCGAAAGAACCGCCUAAGGCGUUCCUCAGACUGUAUGCCUGAUGACCCCUACACUCUAUAUGUGGCGCUUAACCUGCAGGGUGAAGCUUGGGGCCAAUUGUACUUGGAUGAUGGUCAUAGCUUCAACUAUGAGCAGAAUGAGUUCUUGUAUCGAGAGGUCAGCUUCCAACAUGGAGAACUCAGCUCAAGAUCCUUGGACCCACGAGGAAUAUUUGAAACUCCAAGCUGGGUUGAGAGGGUGAUAAUUAUUGGAGCAACUAAACCAUCCAGCAUUACCAUCAGUAUUCCAGGGGGGACCACAAAAGCACUGGAAUUUGAGUAUGAUUUUAACAGAUCAGUGAUAACUGUGCGAAAACCUGGAGUGAAUAUUGCAUCAGACUUUACAAUGUCCGUACGAUAACAUAGUAAAUACUUCAUGUCUGAGGAUGGGAGGGGAGAAAACUCUUUGCCCUGGUUAGGCGAGCCUGUGAGGUGGUCUCUAUCCAACCAACAAAUGUGAGAUAAAAUUGAGAGUAAACAAAGAAAGAGUUGAUGUAUGCGUCCAUGUUUGUCCAUAUAAUAAUGAGUAUAUGUGCGUGUGUAUAGCUAAAAUGGACUACAGUGUGUGUGUGUGGCUGGGUUAUGUCUGCACCCUACUCCUGACUAUGACCAAUACUUCUCAGAACCGUAAGGAUAUUAGUUUAAAAUAUAAGGAAUGCUUAACGUCCAAAACAAUUUGAUCCCUGGUAGGUAUAGUAAGCAUAGGUCUGAAGAGGAAAUUAUCAUUUUUUGUUAAAGUAUUUUUUAACCUCCUCCACCUGUAGGGCUUAAUGAAUCCAUUGUUCAUUCACAAACAUUUUGAUAUCAGAAUAAAAACCUAAAAUAUA